GUCGCCGCCGCGGUCUCCGCCGCCGCCACCUCCGCUGCCUGCUGCUGCGGUCCCCGCGGAACUUUGCGAGUAGAACGGCUGAGGCGGGCCCCGGGCGGGGCCGCGGUUCUGGCCACUCUGCAGAAUGGAGAUAAUCAGGAGCAAUUUUAAGAGUAACCUUCACAAAGUGUACGAGGCCAUAGAGGAGGCCGACUUCUUCGCCAUCGAUGGGGAGUUUUCAGGAAUCAGUGAUGGACCUUCAGUCACUGCACUAACAAAUGGUUUUGACACUCCAGAAGAAAGGUAUCAGAAGCUUAAAAAGCAUUCCAUGGACUUUUUGCUGUUUCAGUUUGGCCUUUGCACUUUUAAGUAUGACUACACAGAUUCAAAGUAUAUAACAAAGUCAUUUAACUUCUAUGUAUUCCCGAAACCUUUCAAUAGGUCCUCACCAGAUGUCAAGUUUGUUUGUCAGAGCUCAAGCAUUGACUUUCUAGCAAGCCAAGGAUUUGAUUUUAAUAAAGUUUUCCGCAAUGGAAUUCCAUAUUUAAAUCAUGAAGAAGAAAGACAGUUAAGAGAGCAGUAUGAUGAAAAACGUCUGCAGUCCAAUGGUGCAGGAGCUCUGUCUUAUGUAUCUCCAAACACUUCAAAAUGUCCUGUGACAAUUCCUGAGGACCAGAAGAAGUUUAUUGACCAAGUGGUAGAGAAAAUAGAAGAUUUACUACAAAGUGAAGAAAACACGAACUUGGAUUUAGAGCCAUGCACUGGGUUCCAAAGAAAACUAAUCUAUCAGACUUUGAGCUGGAAGUAUCCCAAAGGCAUUCAUGUUGACACUUUAGAAACUGAAAAGAAGGAGCGCUACAUCGUCAUCAGCAAAGUAGAUGAAGAAGAGCGUAAGAGGAGGGAGCAGCAGAAACUCGCUAAGGAACAGGAAGAACUGAAUGAUGCCGUGGGAUUUUCUCGAGUCAUUCAUGCCAUUGCCAAUUCGGGAAAACUCGUUAUUGGACACAAUAUGCUCUUGGAUGUCAUGCACACAGUUCAUCAGUUUUACUGCCCACUGCCUGCGGACUUAAAUGAGUUCAAGGAGAUGACAACAUGUGUUUUCCCCAGACUCUUGGAUACAAAAUUGAUGGCCAGCACACAACCUUUUAAGGAUAUCAUCAACAACACAUCCCUUGCAGAAUUGGAAAAGCGGUUAAAAGAGAUGCCUUUCAACCCUCCUAAAGUUGAAAGUGCAGAAGGAUUUCCAAGUUAUAACACAGCUACUGAACAGCUCCACGAGGCAGGCUAUGAUGCCUAUAUCACAGGGCUGUGCUUCAUCUCCAUGGCGAACUACCUAGGUUCUUUUCUUAGUCCUCCAAAAAUUCAUGUGUCGGCUAGAUCAAAACUCAUCGAACCUUUUUUUAACAAGUUAUUUCUUAUGAGAGUCAUGGAUAUCCCCUAUCUAAACUUGGAAGGACCAGACUUGCAACCAAAACGUGAUCAUGUUCUUCAUGUGACAUUCCCCAAAGAAUGGAAAACCAGUGACCUUUACCAGCUUUUCAGUGCCUUUGGUAACAUUCAGAUAUCCUGGAUUGAUGAUACAUCAGCAUUUGUUUCUCUCAGCCAGCCGGAACAAGUACAGAUUGCUGUCAAUACCAGCAAAUAUGCAGAAAGCUAUCGGAUCCAGACCUAUGCCCAAUAUGUGGGGAAAAAACGUGAGGAGAAGCAGAUCAAGAGAAAGUGGACAGAAGAUACUUGGCAGGAGGUUGAGAGAAAACGGUUAAACACUCAGUGCAUAUCCUAUGCUCUGCAGAAUCACUACUACCACACCAACAGUCUUACAGCGACCAGCACAGUAGGAAAGAGAAACCUGAGUCCCAGCCCAGCCGAGGCGGACUUGGAGGCCAGAAUAUCAGGGGAGAUUUCGGACACCGAGCUUGAGCAGACUGAGUCCUGUGCAGAAUCCCUCUCUGAGGGAAAGAAGAAGGCCAAGAAAUUAAAAAGAAUGAAGAAGGACCUUUCACCAGCAGGAGCCAUCCCGGACAGCCCUGCCAAGCUCUUCGAAGUUCCCGACACGUGGUAACCCGGGCCUGAGGGAAACACAUCACUGGUGCUGUGGCUGCAGAGGAACCAGCCAGCACAUUCGGAAGCCAUACUGUAUUUAAUUUAAUAAAAUGUGGUAUGGGAGGGGUUUGAAACCAAGUAUGUGUCCUGGAAAAAAAACAAAACACAACAGUUUUUAUUUU
Molecule: messenger RNA, 2204 nt
Organism: Nyctereutes procyonoides (raccoon dog)
Lineage: Eukaryota; Metazoa; Chordata; Mammalia; Carnivora; Canidae
Gene: PARN
Product: poly(A)-specific ribonuclease
Exons: 24
Coding region: 125-2041 (638 amino acids)
Biological process (GO): nuclear-transcribed mRNA poly(A) tail shortening
Cellular component (GO): cytoplasm; nucleus
Molecular function (GO): metal ion binding; poly(A)-specific ribonuclease activity; RNA binding
Source: RefSeq, a predicted model, not a curated record